Staurois parvus is the source of this 268-nucleotide messenger RNA. Lineage: Eukaryota; Metazoa; Chordata; Amphibia; Anura; Ranidae. The record is from the annotation of a GenBank genome assembly.
GUCCGAAUAGGGUGUGCCCCCUUAUUAUUACAUGUCGCCAUCAGAGUGCAACUUUAAAUCAUGUAUUCCCAUCACAUCAGGUUUUCCCAUCAGAGUGGUCCUUUACAUCAGUUGUCCCCAUCAGAGUGCCUCUUUACAUAAGGUAUCCCCAUCACAUUGCCACCUUAUAUCAGAUUUCCCUUUCAGAGUGCCCCUUUCCCAUCAUCUUCCCCAACAAAGUGCCCCUUUCCAUCACAUGUGCCCAUCAGAGUGCCCCUUUCCACAGUUU